This is a messenger RNA of Drosophila takahashii, 2809 nucleotides long. It is a transcript of the gene Kdm3, whose product is annotated as Lysine demethylase 3. Lineage: Eukaryota; Metazoa; Arthropoda; Insecta; Diptera; Drosophilidae. Gene Ontology annotation, cellular component: histone deacetylase complex; chromatin. The record is from RefSeq and is a predicted model, not a curated record. Gene Ontology annotation, molecular function: histone H3K9 demethylase activity; transcription coregulator activity; chromatin DNA binding. Gene Ontology annotation, biological process: regulation of transcription by RNA polymerase II.
CUCAGUGCUAAUGAAAAAUCGAAUUUUUCGCCUCAAAUCGACUGAAGUUUACACGGGCAAAGUAUUACAGGAGUUAAAUUCUAGCGGUUACACAACAUGCAAUAAGUAAAUACCGAAGAGCUGAAAUGUCGCAAAAAGAACUGGCGGCCCUUGUCGCCUCAAGAACGAGCCGCAAGCGCACUGUGCCCUCGAGUGCAUCUCCAAUGGUCUCCCGCUCGGAACCGAGAUCCAUCAUAGAGAUCCAUAUAUCCAAUGACUCCUCGACCACAAAGAGAGCUUGCCGGGAGGUGGAGAAACCCGCUUUAAGGGUGGAACAGCCCCAGCAGGAGGAGGAGGAGAACCAGGGUCAAGUGCCACCGCUGACCGAAGAAGAGCAGCAGCGGCACAAUGAGUUUCGGACCAGUCGCUCGAUUUUCCUGCAGGAUUUGCCCUGCUUCAAGCUGCAGCAGGCCAAACCAGCAGCAGGAUCCUCGCCAAUUCCCAAGUGUCGCGAGUGCCGAAGAAGGAACUUAGCCACCAAGGAAGGCGAAACCAGUGCCGUCAGCGAUGUCUACUGCCGGUUCUAUGAGUUCCGACGCCUUCAGUUCAACGAGAAAGGAGAGUUGGGCGUGGUUGGCUUCCCGAAUCCCUACAGCGAGCCCUCGCCGGAGGACAUUGCCAUCUGGCAGCCGGACGGGAAUACUGCCCCGACUAGCGGCUAUAUGGACAUACAGGUGUGCAGAUACAUCCUGCUCCAUGCUGGCGACCAGUUUUGCUAUUUGUGGCGCCAGGAGGCGGAGGCUUUGAGGCUGCAUCAGAAUCCGGACGGCACCAUCGCUUGGAAGAAGGCCGUGAAGGGCACCCGAGAGAUUUGCGACGUGUGCGACACCACGCUGUUCAACUAUCACUGGACCUGUCGCAAGUGCGGCUUUGGAGUGUGCCUCGAUUGCUUCAAGGAUCGCAAGGAGGGACAGCGACUGCGUCGUGCGGAGAACGCAGCCCAGAAGGGAUGCGAUGAGUACCAUUGGCUGCUCUGCACCGAUCCCAGUGGCCCCCAGGAGCACGCUCUCACCGAGCUGAUGCUCACGCAGAUCAUUGCCGGCGAUGCCCUCAACGUCUUGGGCAGGCUGCUGCACGAAGUGCGAACCUUGUGGCAGGUGCCACAGGUGUGCGGCUGUCUGCUGAGCAAACAGGCGGUGGAUGACGCUCAGCUAAACGAGCUGAUCCAGGAUAUGAUCAAGGAGUCGCAGUUGAAGCAGCACACAAGCUUCUCGUCGCUGGCUUCCGAGCAGAAGCUGCACCAGCAGCAGCGCCUCGAUCAGCUGCACGCCAAGAAGCUGGAGUUCGCCAGGGAGCGGGGCAUAGACUAUGUGCCGGGAAGAGUGUGGACCAAGGAGACCCUGGGAAAGGACCCCAUAACCACGGCCUUUGACAACUUCAAGCACAUUAACUUCCUGAGAAAGGGACUGGCCGGCUUAAGGCGGUUCCUUCCACCCAGGGCCAUGACUUUGGCCCAUUCCACUCAAUUGGCACCGGGAGUUCCGCACGAGUGGCUCUGCGAUGGCAAGCUGCUGCGCCUCACGGACGCAAUGCAUCCGGAUAAUCGGGUCCUCUACCAGGAGGUGUGGAAGUGCGGCCAGCCCGUGAUGAUUUCGGAGGUGGCUCGCUCUCUAAACUUGGACCUAUGGCAUCCGCAGGCCUUUUGCCGGGACUUUGGCGACAAGCCGAAUGAUCUUAUUAAUUGCCUGAAUGGAAAUCUGGUGCCCAAUCAGCCGAUGCGACACUUUUGGGAGGGAUUUCAGUGCAUGAACAAGCGUCUACUGGAUGCAAAUGGCAAGCCCAUGCUGUUGAAGCUUAAGGAUUGGCCGCCGGGAGAUGAUUUUGCCGAAAUACUGCCCACCAGGUUUGCUGACUUGAUGAAGGGACUGCCCAUGCCGGAAUACACGUUGCGCACGGGAAACCUAAACAUUGCUAGCUGUCUGCCCAAGAUGUUUGUUCCACCCGAUUUGGGACCAAAGAUGUACAAUGCUUACGGCUCGGCCUUGCAUCCCGAUAAGGGGACCACCAAUCUUCACUUGGACAUCUCGGAUGCAGUCAAUAUAAUGGUGUAUGUGGGAAUACCCCAAGAUGGGGACACUAAACCGCAGCUGGCGGCCACGCAGAAAGCCAUAGCACUUGGCGGUUGCGAUUACAUCACUAGAGCACGUUGCCAAUCGCCUGAUGUCUUACCCGGAGCCCUUUGGCACAUCUUUCCGGCUCGCGAUGCGGAUAAAAUAAGGGAUUUGCUUAACCGCGUGACCCUGGAGAAGGGCUUCCGCCUGGAGCCCGAUCACGAUCCCAUUCACGAUCAGAAUUGGUACUUGGACGAUAAGUUGCGCGCCCGUUUGUUCAAGGAAUAUGGCGUUGAAGGGCAUCCCAUUGUCCAGUGCUUGGGCGAUGCUGUUUUCAUACCGGCUGGCGCUCCUCAUCAGGUUCAGAAUCUCCACAACUGCAUUAAGGUUGCCGAGGACUUUGUCUCGCCGGAGAACAUCACUCACUGCUAUCAUCUCACCCAUGAGUUUAGAAGACUCUCGCACUCGCACACAAAUCACGAGGACAAGCUUCAGAUCAAGAAUAUUAUCUACCACGCCAUCAAGGAUUGCUGCACCAUCCUCACCAGAGCUCUGGACGAGCGAAUCGAUGCGGAGAUGGCCAAGCUACAAGCCGAUUAGAUUUCAUUAUCACACUUGGUGUUCUUAAGUUUAUUCUCCUCCGCUUACCACUUAUUUUUUUUACAACAGUGUUCUAACCCUUAAGAUUUUAAUUUGUCAAAAAUUCAAUAAAUACGUAC